Molecule: messenger RNA, 543 nt
Organism: Fibroporia radiculosa
Lineage: Eukaryota; Fungi; Basidiomycota; Agaricomycetes; Polyporales; Fibroporiaceae
Exons: 1
Coding region: 1-543 (180 amino acids)
Source: RefSeq, a predicted model, not a curated record
AUGGUAUCUGACAACACAAGCAAGAGCAAAAUCCUCUAUGAGUUGUUCUUUCCUCCACCACCUCAUCACAAGGAACUAGCCCCACUGCACCUCUUAAGCCCACCAGAAGCAUUCCCAUUUCGUCACAUCACUGACCACCAGAUUACUCAGGUGAUCAAACAAAUGAAAGACUUUUGGGCACCAGGCCCAGACAAUAUCCCAAAUGAAGUAUACAAACAAUGUGUGGACAUGCUAAUCCUGCACAUAGGUUGGCUCUACAGUGCAACAUUUGACCUCAAAUACUAUCCUAAUGAAUGGAAGAACUCCAAAACAAUAGUUCUAAGGAAACCAGGACGAGCUGAUUAUUCUACAGCCAAAUCGUACAGGCCUAUUGCUCUGCUCAACAGCAUUGCGAAGGGCCUCUCUGCAUGUGUGGCAGAAUCAGCUGAACACAAUAUUGAGCAACUCAAUCUGAUGCCACCAAAUCAUCUUGGAGGAUGGGCAGGAAGAACAGCAUCAAACUCCCUGCACUUAAUUGUGAAAACUGUGAAAGACGCAUGGUGA